This is a messenger RNA of Ooceraea biroi (clonal raider ant), 12436 nucleotides long. RefSeq names its product protein lava lamp. Gene Ontology annotation, biological process: mitotic chromosome condensation. The record is from RefSeq and is a predicted model, not a curated record. Lineage: Eukaryota; Metazoa; Arthropoda; Insecta; Hymenoptera; Formicidae. Gene Ontology annotation, cellular component: condensed chromosome; condensin complex; chromatin. Gene Ontology annotation, molecular function: chromatin binding.
UAAAGCACAAUUUAAUCCCGUGAUAUUCAACAACAACUUCUUACACUUCAUGCAGUUCCUUACACUUGCAGAGUAGUGCUAAUCAAGUUGGUAUAAUUAAUACGUCUUUUUUAUGUACAAAACUUUAUGUUAAACUGUAGUAUUUUUUCUAAUGCAUCUUAUUUAUUUUUAUAUAAAAACAUACUUUUCUUUGAUGGCAUUUUCCAAAAAUUAUUUGGCUCUAUCAAUAUAUCGAUUCUUAUUAUUUUUAAGUUAUUAAUGUUUUACUUUGACAUUUUUCUAAUUUCUAAAAUUUCUUUUAAAAAAAUUGUUAAUAUAUUGCAAAAUUACAAAAGGCAAUUACAAAGUUGUGUAAUAAAAGUACAAAAGAUACAGAUGUCAAGCUUUAUUGAAACUGUAGUCAUUACAAGAACAAUUUAGAAAUACUAGAGUAAUUUAGCAAUAUAUUUAUGAUUACGAAUAUCAUUUUGUAAACCUCUUGGAAGAAAUUUUAUCAGGAUCACUGUACGUAUGAUUUAUGGCUUAGUAAUGUUCACGUUGUAAAAAAUAUCGUGAUGAUUAUAAAAUAUAGGAAUAGGAUAUUUGAGUGAUAUAACUUACUUACACUUUGUUUUUAAUAUUAUUAUUAAUGUUGAAAAUAAAAACCAAAGGCAAGUUGCAUUUAGCGUUUAGUGUUGCCUGUACUUGUAAGUACCAUGUAGAAAUAAAGAGGAACGUGAUCUGCGUCGAGACUUAAUGCAAUUAGUUUACCCUAGUCUAGAUCCUAUCCAAUUAGAUCUGGAAAAUGGGAGCAGUGGGUGAUAUUGUGUUUUGCCGUAUUACUUUCACUGCCAUUGACUUUAGCAAUUGUCUCUCGUCCAUGUAUAUUUGUAAUUACCUUUACAUAAAAAGCAGUACAUAAUGCAGUGGUUUGUUCUACUCCUGUUUGUGCAGUGCAUAAUGUGGGGUGCAUCCGAGGAAUCAUCAUCGGGUGCGAUGGAAGGCAGCCCUCCUGAGACCGUGAUGCACACGAAAGAAACGUGUGAACAGAACAAGAAUCAACUGGAGUCCCUAAAGGAGAUCAUGCUGAAGAAUCAAGAAAGUUUAAAGAAGAAAGAGGAGGAGGUUCAGGAAUAUGCACGAAGAUUGUCCAAAAUUAAAUCUAGAGCCAAAUUUUCACGUCGGAGCAAAGAAGGAGCUUCGUCGUCUAAAGACACAAUACAUAAGGCUGAAUCUACAGCAAAGGAUACAACGGAUGACGCGAUCGACGACAUAAGUCAAGCAAAAACCCCGAAAGCGAAGUCUUCUUUACUUCAACGAAAAUUGGCGGAGAAUAGAAAGGCGUUCGAGCAACGUAGCAAAGAGCUAACGGAAACAAAACGGGCAGUGGAGGAGAAAGUGGAAGCUAUCAGGCAACAAUUGGAGGAAACGGAUUUAGCAGCAGUAGAACACAAAGAUCAAUUGGUCGUGACACCAAUAAAGCCUCUUAUGAUAACUUCGGAGGUGAUGUCGCCAAUUCAAAUACAAGAUGUUCACGAAAAGGAGAAAAAAAUCAUGGAACUCAAUAGCAAGAUUAUCGACUUGAAGGCUACUAUUCUGGACCUACAAGAAAAUUUAAAAGAAAAAGAUUCUGUGAUUGAUUCGAAAACGAAAGCGGUUACUCUCAUGUCCGCGGACUUAUCCAAGAAGGGUAAAACGACAUUGGAUACCCUCGAAGAUACGAAAGACGAGAUGCGAACGAUGCAAGAGAAUUUUGUCUUGUUGGAAACAUCGUUGAAAAAUAAAAAUGCCAGUCUACUGGAGCAGUUACAGGAAAGAGAUAACAAAAUAUUGGAAUUGGAAGGGACGAUCGACAGGUUUGAAGAGCAACUUAAAGAACAGAAGAUAGCUGAAUCGGCAAGCGUCGAUUUCUCGCGCUCCACUAUGGAUACUUUAGCAGAGACUAAAGAUGCAAUGAAAUCCAUGCAGGAAAAUUUUGUUCUCAUUGAAUCAUCGCUAAAGUUGAAGAAUGAUAAUCUUUUGCAGCAAUUGGGGGAGUACGAAGUAAAAUUAGCGGAAGCUAAGGAGAGGAUAUUUCAAUUAGAAUCGGGUGCUGGUAUAGUAACCACUCCGACAGUAGAAAAUUUACAGUUUAGAAUCGAGAAAUUGGAGCAGAGUAAUCGACAACUCUUGGACGAAAAGUAUGAAUUACAAAAAGACAUUGCCGAAUUACAGGAUAAAAUUAUCGUGAAUAAAUCGAUUAAUAGCAAUGAUGCGAUCAUCAAGAAAGACAACAGAAUAAAGGAACUUGAAAAUUUGGUAGAGGAACUUGAGCGAUCGAACGAGUUGCCGAUAGAAGAAUCAAAGAUCGAAUUACAGAAGCAAGUAGCUGAAAUGUCGUCCAAGAACGAGGAGUAUUCCAACAAGAUUAUCGAUCUCGAGAAGCAAAUAUACGAACUAAAAACCGAUAAGAGUGACGUAGCGGCGAAAUUGUCGAACGAGGGAACGGUGCCGAAGGAAGGAGAAACGGUGACCAAGUUAACGAAGGAACUGGAGGAAUUAAAUAAAAGCACGAUCAAAUUAAGAGCCCAGCACAGAAGCAAAGUGAAAAAUCUGCAGAAGCAACUGGAGAACUUCAAAAUGAUAUCUGAUACGAACGCGGAACUCGUUAGACUGGGCAACCAAGUGGCGUUAUUGGAGGAGGAGAAAGGUAACCUUCAGCUGAGUCUGGUAGACUUUGACGAGCUUAAAGCCUCGGCAGGAGAUUGGCAAGAGCGUACUGCUGACCUGGAAAAUAAAGUUUCUUCCCAAACGAAAGAGAUACAGGCACAUGUUGAUGCAAUCGCCACCUUAGAGAAUCAAAAGUUGGAUCUAAUGCAAGAACUUCACGCAGUAAAACAGGAAGUUUUGUCACUGGAGGCUGAGAACGCAGAGUCUGAGAAUCUCAGAGUAACUGCAGAGAUGAAGGUCGUCGAAUUGGAGGAGCAAUUGGAAGCUGUGCAUAAAGUACAGAGCGAGAAUAAACUCGAAUCUCUAGCCAAAUCCGAGUAUCAUGAGCUCGUCAAGAAGAUCGACGCUUUGACGCAGGAGAAUUCUGAAUUGUAUAGCAAGUUGAGCAAACUCGAGGAGAAGGGCACAUCGGAUACUGGCUCGACGGAAUCCUUCGAAACCAUCCAAGUGAACGACAGAAACGACCUAUUGAAGAAGAUCGAAGAUCUUGAGCAAAAGAAUAACGAGUUGACGCUCAAAUUGACGAAGCUGGAGGAGAAGGAUGGUUCACACGCCGGCUCCACGGAGUCCUUCGAAACGAUCAAUGAUACCGAUCGCAGCGAGCUACUGAAGAAGAUCGAACAGUUGACUCAAGAGAACAGCGAUUUGACGAUGAAGCUGAGUAGAGUCGAAGAAAAAGGCUCGUCUGACACAGGUUCGACAGAGUCGUUUGAGCGUAUCCCGGAGCAUAAUGACAACACGACGAAGAUCGAACUGCUUACUCAGGAAAAUAGCGAGCUUGUUAUCAAGCUUACGAAACUGGAAGAGCAUUUGAGUCAGAUCGAGAGUACUGCUCGACCGGACCUUUCUAAUAGCAGCUUACAGACACUUAAACAUGAUAAUGAUAAUAGUUUACAAUUGCGGAUCGAAACGCUCACGCGAGAGAACGACAACUUUAUGACCGAGAUCUUUAAACUCAGAACGCAAAUAGGGGAUGUCACCGAGGAUAACGGCAGAUUGGAGAAUCUUGUAGAGAGGUUGACGGCGGAGAAUACCGAACUGAUUGUAAAUCGCACGGAAUUGGAGAAGCGUCUCGAAGCGGAAUUAUCUCAUACGUCUCAGAUGUCGGUCCAGAUAAUCAAGUCUACCGAUCAAAUUAACGUUUUAACAGAGAGGCAGCAAGUCCUCGAAAAAGAACUGAUACAAAUGCGAGAAGCUUCGGUCGAACAAUCGAUCAACGUGACCUCGUGUGAGACCGAUGAUGCAAAAUCGAAAAUCGCAACAUUGGAAAAAGAAAACGCGCAGAUGAUAAUCACGAUUGCGCAGCUCGAAGAGUAUAUCAAGAAGAGGGACGCAGAGUUAGACACGGCCAUUCUAGAGAAGGAAGCGCUGAGCUCACGAGUAAGACGCAUGGUCCACGAUGAUUUCAGAGAUACAUCGGGGGGGUUGCGCGAAGAACGUGAAAGAUUUAGCCCGGAAAGAGAGGAGAGGAGAGAAAGGGAGAGUGUCGCCUACGAGAGGUCGUCGGACGAAAUUUCGGAAAGGGAGAAGGGGCAAAGAAGGGGAGAAGAAAGUACCGCUUGUCAGGAAUCGCAAACCGUGAUUAUAGCAUCCCUGGAGAAAGAAGUGGAGAACAGCAAAGUGUUAAUCACGGAGUACAAAAGUCAGAUAGAGGAGAUGAAUAUGAAACUACAGAGCAUGGAGGCACAGCUGCGGGAGAAAACCGAUCAGUUAUUGCGAUACGAGGCAUCAGGCAUAAAACUGGAGAAUUUGGAAAGCGAAUUGAGGGACAUGCUUCUUACUGCGGAAGAAUGGAAAUUCAAGUACGAUGACAUGCAAGCCAAGAUGCAGGCACUGGAACAAGGAAAAACGUCGAUAGAGGAAGCUUUUAAGGCAUUGGAAAGUGGUAACAAAGAAUUACUCCAAGUGAUAAAAGAGAAAGAUGCUGCAACUUCAACUCUGCACGAGCAACUUCAAAGCACGAUAGAUAUGCUUGAAAUAAAGUUGCAAGAUCAACUGGCUAAUGUAAGUGGGAAAGAAUGUGAAAUCGCGGAAUUAAAGAGGGAAAUUAAAAAGAAAGACGAAGAAUUACAUAAUAAAUACGUGCAACUGCAAAAUGGUAUGAUUACUGUAGACAGUUUGCAAGAUGAGUUAAAUAAUUGUUCGAUUAAGCUUAAAGAGAGUCAAAUGGCUCUGUCGUCAGCACUGGAGGAGAUUACGAAGCUCAAUGACGUAGUAAAGGAGAGGGAAGAAGAAAUACAUGUUUUGAAAAACAACAUUAGUGAUGUUUUAGAGCAAUCUAAGCCUUUGGCGGAAUUCAAUGAAACAUUGAAGAGCUUACGAAACCAAGAAACGAGUUAUAUAGAGUUGCAGGAUAAGUAUGACGAUGUCGUCCGAGAAAAUAGUGAAUUGUGGCAAAAGAUGGAAAAUAUGUCGAAACGUGACGAGAACAUUAAGAAUGACCUAAUGAAGAAAGAGCAAGAAAUCGAUGAUUUGCUUGCGACUAGAGAAGACUUGGACUCGCAAGUCGAGGAAAUUAAGAGCGAGAAGACUGCAGCUGAAAAGCGAAUUUGGGAGUUGCAAGCGAUCUUGGACAAUCAAACUAAAUACGUUGAAGAAAUGCAGUCGGAGCUGACGGGUGAAUACAAACAGAUGGAACGGCUGAAAGCCAAACAUGUGGAGGAUAUGGCGAUGUUAAAUCGUAGAUUAGAAGACGUUAUCGAGGAACUGAAUGUUAAGACGCAAGAGAACGAGGCUACGAAAACUGAAUUGGAACAGAAAGAGGAGAUGCUUGACAGGAACGUCACCGAAGAGGUGAAGAUUACAUUGGAGGGUAAGGUUGCCGAUCUGGAACAGAAGCUUACGGAAUCGGAAAAUAAGCUGCAAGUGCAGUCUGAAAAGAUGAAGAAAAUUGUGGCAACUUUCAACAAGAAGAAGGUAGCGUGUCAAGAACUUGAAGCACGUGUUGCCGAGUUGGAGGAGAAAUGGAUGACGGAGAAGGACGAAAAGGAGGUCAAGAAUAAGCAAGUACAGGAAGUGGAGAAUUCUAUGCGAGAGAAGGACAACAAAAUUGCCGAUCUAGAGGAAAAGUUAUUACAGGCGAAUAACGACACCGCGGAAGCUCUCGCAAGUUCCGAAAAGUUAGCAAAGGAGUCGAUCAGUCUUAAGGAGAAGAUGGCACUAUUAAUGGAACACAACAGAGAGAUGGGCGAGGAGAUCGAGAGGCAACGUAUAGAGAUGGAAAGCAUUUCCCUUGAAAUAACGAAUGAAAAAACAGCGAAGGAGGAGAUUCAUAAGGAAUACGAGCUUUAUAAGCAAAACACGAGCAAGGAGAACGAACAAAAGCAGAUGAUACUGGACGACGUGAAGGAAGAGGCGCGAGAGUUGAGCGUGCGUAUGCAAGUGAUGGAGGCCGAAUAUAUGGAGCAGCUCGCCACGAUAAAGAAUCUCCAAGCGGAAAACGGCCUCUUGUCCUCCAAACAAACGCAGAUUAACGAGAAAUUGGAAAAUGCUGAGAAGGAAUCGGAGGAACGUCGUGUACUAAUCGAGCAAUUACAAAAAGAGCUUAUGGCGACUAGGGCGAUAAGUAUCCAAGCUACAGACCAGAACAUGAGAGAGGAUGACACGCGAAUCGCCCAGCAUUGUGAGCAUUCCGAACAAUGUCAGAAUCUGGUGCAGGCAUUGGAGGCGCGUCUUCAAGAGCGUCAAGCGGAGAUUGAAAACCUGAAUAACGAAUUGGCCAAUUCUUAUGGUAAUAUUGUAUUACUUCAUGACGAGUCACUUAGGUACAAUGACAUGAUGAUGCAAACGGCUCAAGAGCGUUUCAAUCAAUCGCUCACGUGUCGAACAAAUGCAUUGCAACAAGAAAUUGAUUCGUUGAAAACAGAGAAAAAUAUAAGUGAACGGAAAGUGUCAGAAUUGGAGACCGAGUUAGAAGAAUAUAAACGUAAGAAUGCAGAAUGCAAAGCCGGAAUCUCCGAAACAGUCGAAAUUCCUAUUACCGAAAGCGAGCAGCAGCAGACGAAGCGAGACGAACCAUUGGAUACUAUGAAAACAAACCUUACCUCAGAUAUUAAUACUUUGGAUAGAAAGGAAAUAGAGCGAUUGCAAAGCUUACUGACCGAGAAAGAGAGUCAAUGCUCCGAGCAUUCCGUGAAAGAACGGAAUCUUUUACUUACGCGGAUAGAGGAAGGAAAAUUAAAUGUCCAAAAAUUACAAGAUCAGUUGAAAAAUUCGCAAGACGAACUGACAAGUAUAAAUCAUCUUCUUUCUGAAAAGGACGCGCAAGUGGACGCGUUAAAAAUGGAAUUGGACAAAGUGACUCUUCAGGUGAACGAAUUGAAAGCAUUGCAGGAACAAUAUCACAUUGCUGAAACAGAGUCAGAGAGUUUACGACAACUUGUAAUCGAGAAAAAUAUGCAGGUGGAUUCGUUGGUUGCAGAAUUGAAUGUCGUAAAGCAACAGAUAAAUGUGCAGUUGCAACAGCAUGCGAAUAUGGAGGCCGAGCUGCGCUCAGAAAUUUCGCUUAGAGACACUGAAAUCUCCGCGAAGGAGAUUGUAGAAGCAUCAACGACAGAACGAGAUCAGCAAAGGCGCAUUUUGGAAUCAUGCAAGUUACAAAUUGACAAUCUGGAAGCAGAAGCGAGAGACACUAACGACGCUGACUCGAUACAAGAGUGGCAACGGCGUGUCUCUGCGACUAUCACGGAGAGAGAUUUGUUGCAGCUGCAAGUGAACGAUUUAAUGCGAUCCUUGGAAGAACUGAGGGAAUCACUUACAGAUCAGCGUAAUCUACAGACCGAACUGGAGAGUGCUCUGCGAGAGAAAGAUCAGGCACAACUACUUAUCGCGAAUCUCACGCGAGCUUUAGAAGAUUCGCAAGAGAAUCUUGAUAAAUCGAGGGUAUCCGAAGACAGCUUGAAGAAACCUGCUAUCGAAGAAACAACUGUUCAACCGGUAUUAGAACAAGCGGCGGUUGUCGACGAACCUAUUGGCCAACAAGAAUAUUUGCAACCUACGAAAGCUCCUAUCGAGAAGGAACGAAAUAUUCACUUAGACAUUGGUUCGGGUUGGGACAACGAUGCGUCCGAGAAACUCAAUCUCGAUGAAGAACCUUGGGGUUGGAACGCAGAGGAUGUCCAAUUAAUUGGCGAUCAGCAUCUCGGUACGAUGACUUUGAACACCGAAGCACAGUUGCGUGUACAAGUGGAGGAUUUGCAAGACAGAAUUAAGGAUCUGGAAAGACAGAACGCUAAGGCUGCCGAAGAGAGCAAGGCGGCGCAGGUGAAGAGCGGCAAAUUGGUGAAGAAAUUGAAGGAGUAUAAGAUGCAGAUAGAGAGUUUGCAGCAACAGCUGAAAACACAAAAACAAGCCGACAACUUUUUCGAUCUCGAUACAACGAUUGAGGAGGAACUAAAGACGCGGAUUGCCAACUUAGAGAAAGCUCUUAACGAUAGUAACGAAGAGAAAAGAAGCAUUAUUGUUGAGAAGGAAGCGCUAGUGAAACGGCUUGACGUAAUAAUGUCGGCUAACGAGAGAUACAUGGAGAUGAAAGAGAGACAGGACAUGGAAAUUGAAUCACUGCGUAUUCAUAAUAAGCAUCUGGGUAAUCAAGUGCAAUCCGUACAAUGGGAAUUACAGGAGAUUGAAGCUCGUAAAAAUAUUUCUUCAUUGCAUAAAGAUCAGAUGGAUCCUCCGACAAGCCAUGAAGUAGUACAAUCCACUGAUGAUGUUGAAGCAACAUCAAAGAAAUACAAGGAAGAAAUAGAUGACUUGAAAGACGAGUUGGAAGCACUCGCGGCCGAUAACGAGCAGUUACAGCAAUUUUUAGAACAACAGAAAACAAUGAUAUCAAAUUUGGAAUCGAAGAGCUGCGAUAACACUGACGAGCUUAUGGAGAAAUUGAAUACCUUGAAUAAUCAAAAUGAGCAGCUUCAAAGUGCUUUAAACAAAAGCAAGGAGGAUUAUGACGCGCUCAGGAAACAGUAUGAACAAAGUCUGAUAGAUGCAAAUGAUCAAGUAGUAGCGAUGCGGCAAAACGGCGACCUCCUCAAGAUUGAAUUCACGGAAAAAGUAAAGAAAUUCGAAUCAGAGAUAGACAAUCUGCAGAGGGCUCUGGAAGAGAAGGAUGUCUUGCAAGGAAAACUCAACGCUCUGAUGAAUUCGGAGGAGAACGUUAACGCAUCUUUAACGGUAGUCACGGAGUUGCUUAACGCUAGAGUGCAGGAAGUCGCUGAUUUGAAGCAAGAACUUCAAGUUCAGUAUGUGGAGAGGCAACAGGCUGAAGCGGUGCUACAAUCAGAGAUGCAAGAUUUAGCGAAGGAAUUGGAGAAGAGGAAACAAGAAUUAGGCGCUUUGAGACGAGCGUUUAGCGAUAAGGAGCACGAGUUGGUACAACAAACGAGUGUCGAGACGGUAAACGCAAUCAUCAGUGAAGCUACUCAGGAAUUAGUUCAAAAGCACGCGAUAGAGAUUGAAGAAAAGGACAAAGAGUUACGCGUUUCGACGGAAAAGCUGAUGGCACUGCAGUCAACGAUCGAUGAGUAUACUUGGAAACUGCGGGAUAGCACGAGCAAAUUAGAGAUGCAACAACAGCAAAUCACAUAUCUGAAAGAGGAUCUAAUUGAACGAAAUUCGAUAAUAGAAGCUAUUCAAGCGGAUGUAAAAUCGAUGAAUGAAAAAUUACGAAAACAGCAGCAAGAGUUAAUACAGUACGACGAAGAGAAGAUGAGACUUACGGCAGAAGUGGGGACACAGUUAGCGGAUAUCCAGCGUCUGCAAAGUCGAUUGAAUACCACGCAGGCGUCCACGGAAGUCGAUCUGAAAGAGUGUAACUCGCGUAUACGUAACUUGGAAGAAGAAAUGCAAGCUUCAAAAUCGGAGAAGGAAUCGAUUUUGACGCAGUACGAUCAAGAGACGAAGACGUAUCAGGCCCAUCUGGAAAACUACAGAGAACAGAUGGAUGUUUUGGAGCACGGUCUGCGAGAGAAAACUGAGCAGUUGCACUAUGUAAGCACGCAACUGUGCGCCAAGGAGAAAGACUUGGAAGGAAUCAGAGCCAAGUUGAACGAUAAAGAUUCCAUGUUGGAAAUUAUGAAUCAAGAACUGAACGAGAAACGAUUCGAAUUGGAAAGAUUGCGCAACGAACAAUCGCCGCAGACAAUUAACGAUCCUUUCGCGUUUAGGACAAGUAACGAGGAUGAUGCGAAGCUGCAAACUACCGUAGAUGAACUGAGGGCACAGAUGGAAGCCAAACAGCAAGAACUCGAGCAUUUGAAGUACGUUUUAAACGAGAAUACAUAUCCUACGAUUAUUCAACAGAUGCAAGACAGGAUCAAUUGCCUGUACAAUGAAAAAGCUACGUUGGAAGCUUCGUUGCGUGCGACUACGCAAACCUUGACGGAAAAGCAGGAGCAAGUGAAUCUUUUGACGCCGCGCAUUAAUGUGCAGCAUCAGGAACACGAGAUUUCCAGGGAAGAAGCCGCCAGUUCACUCUCCAGAGAACGAAGAUCCGUACGCGAUCAAGAGGAGAUUGUUAGGUUGCAGAACGAGUUGCAUGUAAAGGAACAAGAGAUCAACGAAUUGAGAUACGUUAUAGCGGAGAAAGAUUCGCAGUUGUGUCUUCAGGCCAGCAUGGAACCACAAUCGGACGAUUUUGAACUGCGCGAGAACGUGCAGAGAUUGACGGGAGAGUUGUAUGGUAAAGAGCAGGAAGUGCAGGCAUUGAAAUCGAGUAUCGCAGAACUGCAAGAAGAGGUCUUGCGUUUGCAAAAUUUCGAGAGACUCUCGGAGGAAAGUAGGAACGCCAUUGAGAGGCUAACUUCGGAAAAGGAGCAAAUUCGCGUCGAAGCCGAACAAUUCUUAAGCAGGGAGUUGCAAAGGAAGGAAUCGGAGAUUGAUGAGAUAAAGCAGAGAUUGUCGAAAGAAAACCAGAAGUUGUUGGCAGAGCUUCAAUUGAAGAACAACGAUAUCGAGAAUUUGAAGAUUCGGUUGGAGCAAUUGCGUACUAUCGCGGACGAACGCGGCAAUAAGUUGCAGCAGAAAGAGAACGAACUGAUGCAUACGAUCGAUGAUCUGGCGGAGAAAGAGAGAAGACUGGCUGAGCUGAGCAUCACCAAAGACACCGAACUACAUCAUUUGAAGAUGCAAGUUCGCGAGAAGGACGCGCGUAUAGAAGAAAUCGUUGCAUUGUCCGCGGAAGAGGAGAAACAAUUGGACGAGUUGAGAGAAACUCUGGCAGCCACCGAGACGGAGAUGAACAGGUCGAAGGAGUUACUGGAACAAAAGGUAUCGGAGUACGAGUUGAUACAGCACGCUCUGAAGAAAGACGUACCCGUACCCGUCGUUGAAGAUGCGGCGUCGAAAAUGUCAGAAACCGUUCAAAUGGCCGAAAACAAGGAGGUUGCUUCCAGCGAGUUGGAUAUCGCGUUAUAUAUGCUUCAUCAGAGAGACGUCAGGUGCGAGGAGCUCACGCACGAACUGAUGCAGUUGCUCGAGGAACGCGAUACGUUACAAUUGCGUUUGUCUAAUGCAAUUCGAAUAAACGAAGAACUCAGAAGAGCGAAUAGCGCCGAAACGAGCCCGACAAAGGAUUCACCGUCGAUUUCGCAAGCAAUGAUUGAACCAGUCGUGGAACAACCAUCGCCUUCGAGAUCCGAGGGACCAGUCGAAAUAGCAAAAGAGGCUAUCGAUGCUCCGAUCGAGGACAAGGAAGCUCUUGCUCUGAAGUUGUCGCAGUUGCAUUCGGUCAGUCACACGAAGGACGUACGUUUAAAGGACGAGCGGGAGUUAAGGCAUACGCAACAAAUGUCCUUAUUAGCACACAGAGACGUUUUAAGCACAUUGCCGCCUGAAGCAGCCGCGAGGCUUGUCAACGCUAAUUACACUCUCUCUCGAGACGUCCAGAGCCAAUCGAGCGUCCUUUUAAAUUGGUUGUGGGGCAAGAGCACGCCGAAGGUGGUGCACAUGUGAUGAACGAAUAGCGGGAGUGAAACGGCCCUUGUUUUUUGUCCCUGAAGACAUUCCUGCCAAGUGCCAACUGCCAAGACUUAUUCCUGCAGUUAACUAGUGAGUCGGAGCAGCCUGUGUAUUUUUCGAACAGGAGAACUCGUUUGAUUACACACUAACAAUUCUAUGGAGUUAUUUCAUUAGAACGUUAUCCGACGAAAGAGAGCGGAGAAAAAUAUUUUUCGAAUCGCAUGUACAGAACGUAGGUAGUGUUCUUUCUCGAGAAAAUUGCUCCUCUUCGAGGAAGAAGAGAAUAUAAAGGAGCAAAUUUACGUGUAUUAUAAUAUUGUACAGUUAAUGUGCGAUAGAACCUAAAAUGUUGCCUUAGAUAAUAUGUCUUGCUCUUUUUUUUUCUUUUUAUUCAGUGACUAAAUUAUUCAUAGCAGUGCAGCAUGUGCAAUGUGACGUAUGCAUUGAAACCAUGUUCAAGUAUCGCAUUGCCGAAUAUGCGCACGUCUGUCAAAAAGUUGCCAUUAUGUUUCAGUUCUAUCAGUCCUAUUUAUGUUCUUGUGUGGACUCUGUAAAUUAAUCUACGAUUCGUUUCCGGCUUGUUGACGCAAUUUUAAUAUUGUUAUAAUAAUUAAUCAUACAUCGAAAGCAAACUGCGGAAGACGAAUCGUAGAUGAUUCAAAUUUGUAAUUUGUAAAUUGGUAAUUUGUGAUCGUAAAUUAUUUAGUUAUAUAUUAUUAUUAUUCAAUUGCUCUAUUUCCAUAAAAUUUUGUACAGAAAAAGAGAAGUGUCAAUACAUAAGUGAUGUCAGUAU